CCUCGGACUAAAAACUUAUAAUGCCGCGGCUCGCAGGACUGAAGAGGAAAAUAGGGAAUAAUCUAUCCAACUCCACUGGGCAUAAGAAGCAACGCCAUGUGGCCCCAAGCAAGCGAGUGGCCAGCAAGGCGAACGACCGAACGGUGCCUUUAGGUGGUGGGGACAUUGCUGAGAGCAAUACGGACGAUAGCGGAAACGAGGAGUUGGAGGGUUCUCAUAAAGUCAACGAUAGCGGGCUGGACCUCCAGGGUGAAGCAGCACCCUCACAUGCUGCCACGAACGAACCAGCGCAUACAUCCACGUAUAAAGUGCCCACUACCGCCGAACUCACGCAACUCAAGGAAGCAACGCAACUCUAUAAGUCUGCGUCGUUCAAAUUGAAGAUUGAGGCAUUUCUCCCCAUGGUAUCUCCUAAGAAGAACACAACAGAUUAUGUUAACUCUGUGCUACGAAGGAUUCAUGCUCAUCUUACUAGCUUGCCCGCAAUUGAGCCCCGUCAGCCGGUGGAGGCUGCCCAAGAGCUGGCUGGAUCGACCUCAAGCAAGUCCAGUGUCGCAGGAAAAAUCAGGGUCCUUUACUCCGACCCGGGACCUACGAGAGAGACCAAGUGGAAGGUAGCAUUCCAUAAACCAGAAAAGGUGACCGUUGUUGGCAGCUGGGCCAAUGGUCUUUCCAUGGUCAAGAGAUACCCACACAACAAAAAGAAAUUUAUUACUGUUGAUCUGGCCGUCGAGAUGCCCAAAGAUCUGAUUCGCGAAAAAGAUUAUUUAGAUAAUAAAAUUUUUCACAAGAAAGCUUACUACCUUGCUGUGCUUGCGUCCUCAUUUUUAUCUCCGGGGUGCCCUCUCGGUAAUGGGCUUUCCAUUCACUAUUCUUGCCCAGAGAAUAAUCUUCGUCGAACAAGCCUGGUCGUUUGCUUUCGCCCCGAUAACGCUGAACCCACGCAAAACCCUCCCCCGGAAGUUUUAGUUCGCAUCCUGGUUACGUUGGCUGCUGAUCAUCCUUUCCCCAUAAAGCGGAUGGUUCCGUCGAUAUGCAAUAUACGGCCACGAGUUUUGCAAUUAGGCAUAGACGCCAGCCCACCAUCCCCAGAAACGAACCAGUCCCCAACGCCAAGCUAUAACAAUGAUAUAAUGCUUAUGACUACACCUGUCCCUUUCCUUCUGUCAUCCUACGCUGCAUCAAAGGAAGUCCCUUCAUUCAGGGAUUGUGCAAAGCUGCUUGGAAUUUGGGCCUCAAGAAGGGGGUAUGGAGGCGCGAGCCAAUCGUAUGCAGAAACCGACGCUGCCUUCUUCAUAUCGGGCUUUGAGGAUGCUUGUGUGACGGGAGGAGGCAGUUGGUGGUCCACUUUGCUUAUACUUCUCAUAUGGGGCAAGGUCGAUUCGCAGGCCGAGAAGAGUAAGAAAGGGGGGACACUAGGUACAAUUGGGCGAGGCCUCAGUUCUUAUCAGAUGUUUCGGGCUGUGAUGGAUUUUCUUGCAAACUACAGCUUCAUUGAUAACGAUCCUAUCGUCUCCAGAGGGAAUUUGAAUGAUGCCAGCAUCGACUCAACAACCUAUCUCGCAGGUGCAAGAUCGCCUUGCGUGCUUGGUCCUUCCACAUUGUUUAACUUCUUAGAAAAUGUGCCAUCUGGUUCCCUCAAGAUGCUUCAACAUGAUGCUCGGUUAACGCUUCAAACUCUGGACGCACCAAUUGGGCAUUCUGACACAGAAAGUGUAACAUUUAAAGACACUUUUGAUGCUACCUUCGUAACUCGCUUGAACGAAAAUGUCGCCACGAGAUUCGACUUUGCGGUCAGCAUCGAUCUGCGCAGGUCUACGCUGCCCCCACCAAGUCAUCCUGAUUGCCCAAGCCGGAGAUCACUGCUAUUGAACCGUUUGAACGACGUUGCUAUGCGUGCCCUAGGCUCGCGGGCCCAAAUUUGCGUCGUCUGCGUCCCAGCGGCUCCAGCCUCGGCGUGCUUCUCUGUUGAAACUGAGCAACAGUUGCAUAAAAGGGACACACCGGUUGUAACUCUUGGGGUUAUUUUGUCCUCCGAGUCCUUGGGACUAGUCGACCAUGGCCCCCUGGCUUCGGAUGUUGCUGCAUGUGCUGAAUUUCGCGAGUUUUGGGGAGAGAAGAGUGAAAUGCGGCGCUUCAACGAUGGACGCAUCGUUGAAAGCGUCGUUUGGAGUUUGGACGGCGAUUGCGGUCGAGGAUUAGCUGUGAGUGAUGAAAGAGCGAGAAUCCUGGAGAGAAUUAUCCAGUAUGCGCUGGAGCGUCACCUUGGUAUCACACCUGACCGUGUUACCGUACUUGGGAAUGAUGCUGUGCCAACUGACAGCGUCCUCGCGUUCCCCUCUCACCGACUUGCGCCAUACUACCAGCUUCCAUUCCCGAUCCCUCCAACCUCAACAACAUUCAGUAUGUCUCAGCGGUUGCUCCAUGCUUGCUAUGAUCGCCUCCUCAAAAGAUUAAAGACUUUGAAAUCCGUCCCUCUAUCACUAGACUCAGGACAACCGAUCAGUGAGUAUCUGCGCUACACGUCGCCAUUUCCCCCGAUCCCGAUCAAUGUUCAACGCUGGGAUUCGGUGCCCGCUGUGGCCAAAUUCGUCCCAGUGGUUGAUGUUGUUCUACGAUUCGAACGGUCUUCACGCUGGCCGGGUGAUCUGGAGGCAAUACAGAAAGUAAAGAUGGCUUUGCUGGAAGCCAUCGGGCAUGAGUUGUCAAGUGCCUCAGGGGAAGAAGGGAUAUUACUGACGUCAAUUUCCCUCGCUCCCAAUGCCCUUCCCAUUGAGGACAAUGUAGCUCUGGAUGUACUGACGCAGUCUGGUUUCGCAUUCCGCUUUCAUGCUCAGAGUUCUCUCGAAGAGAGUUUGCUUCACCAGAAAGUGCAAAACACCCCGGAUGAUAAAAAGCACGCCAUGCGGGAUGUUUUGGAGAAUCACUUGCUCCGCUUUGUGCGAAAGUCGCAGCACCACAAUGCCAUUCAUUCACUUCAGCAUCGAUACCUUACUUUUGGCCAUACUGCGCGAUUGCUUAAACGAUGGUUUGCAGCUCAUUGGCUCCUGCCCCAUUUCAGCGUGGAACUCAUAGAGCUUAUUUGCGCGUUCAUAUAUAUUAACAACGGUGCGGAAUUUGGACUUCACACACCGCACUCCGGUGUUUGUGCUUUCGCUCGAGCUCUUGAGUUCCUGGCGGAGUGGGAUUGGGAGGCCGUACCGCUAAUGGUCCCUUUACAUGGCGCAGCAGCAAGUAGUGAUUUUUCCGAAGGGACGCGUUUUCUGUCGCCUGAAACCACCAAAUCAAUGCAAGACGAGUUUUUCCGAUAUCGUUCUACCAAUCCCGACCUGUCAAAAGCUGCAUGGUGCAUACCAACAGAAGAAGAUCUCUCUGGACAUGUAUGGACCCGAGGUAUCAAUGCCAUGCUUGCAUCUCGAGUCCAGGUAAUUGCCACUGCCGCCGUCAAAUUAAUGAAAGAGUCUCUUGCUCUGGGUCAACUACUGCUGAAGCCUCUUUUUCUUCACCCAAUAUCCGAUUAUGAUUUCCUCAUACACAUCGACCCACUUAUGGUCCCACGAAAUGCACAACAUAUCAACUUAGAUUGGGGCCUCAUGCCACAUAAGAGAUCUGAUCAAGGCAUUCAUAGGGGCGUAUUGUUAAAUUUUGACCCUUUGCGUUCUUUCUGCGACGACAUCCAGCACAUAUAUGGGGAUAGUGUGGCAUUAUUCUAUGAUCCCUAUGGUGGUGUCAAGAUAGGAGGUGUUUGGAAUCCUUCGCUUCGAGAGCCCAAACCCCAUCAAGUACUUCUUGGAUUCUCUCCUGAACCAACCAAAUCCAACAGUAGUGGCCCGAAGCAGGGGAAAUUGACGGUCGUGCUCAAUGUUGAGGCUAUUUUAGCGGAGGUCCAAAGGUUAGGAGGGGAUUUGGUCGAGCGAAUUGAGGUGUUAAAGCCAUAGCGCAAAUAUCGCUGAAUCUUUCAGCGACGAAUGCUCUAUAUUUCCCGUAAUUCCGCGGCCGUGUCAGAACUUCGUAUCGGAGUCUACAUUAGUAGAGGCUUGGGAUCCUGCCUAGUAUCGGAGUCGGCGUCAAGCAGGAGUUACAUUAAUACUGCACUACAAUGCUGGGUUAUGGAUGGAUGGAUGAAUUCAUUUUAGAGUAUGUAUCUGUGCC
Messenger RNA from Cantharellus anzutake, 4152 nucleotides. Its product is annotated as Nrap protein. Bases 21 to 3938 code for a protein of 1305 amino acids. The record is from RefSeq and is a predicted model, not a curated record. Gene Ontology annotation, biological process: rRNA processing; tRNA export from nucleus. The transcript is spliced from 11 exons. Lineage: Eukaryota; Fungi; Basidiomycota; Agaricomycetes; Cantharellales; Hydnaceae. Gene Ontology annotation, cellular component: small-subunit processome; UTP-C complex; CURI complex.